AUGAAGCUGCUAGCACCCAUUAUUAUUCUUGCGGCCAUUACCACCAGCCCAGUAAGCGCAGUGAAUAUCAUAUGCGGACCCUGGUCAGAGGUCGUCUGCCCAACGGGGUUCUACUGCAAGCAUGAGAAUGCCUCGUACUGGCAUUGCGUCAAGUUGCCCACCACCGCGACCAAGACGGCGGUAUCUACCCUCUUCUAG
Messenger RNA from Serendipita indica DSM 11827, 198 nucleotides. NCBI's taxonomy places the organism in Eukaryota, Fungi, Basidiomycota, Agaricomycetes, Sebacinales, Serendipitaceae. The record is from the annotation of a GenBank genome assembly.